AUGAUGAUGAUGUCCCUGAACAGCAAGCAGGCGUUCAGCAUGCCGCACGGCGGCAGCCUGCACGUGGAGCCCAAGUACUCGGCAUUGCACAGCGCCUCGCCCGGGUCCUCUGCACCCGCGGCGCCCUCCGCCAGCUCUCCUAGCAGCUCGAGCAAUGCUGGCGGCGGUGGCGGCAGUGGCGGGGGCGGUGGAGGCCGGAGCAGCAGCUCCAGUAGCAGUGGCAGCAGCGGCGGCAGCGGCGGGGGCUCCGAGGCGAUGCGCAGAGCGUGUCUUCCAACCCCACCGAGCAAUAUAUUCGGCGGGCUGGAUGAGAGUCUGCUGGCCCGCGCCGAGGCUCUGGCGGCGGUGGACAUCGUCUCCCAGAGCAAGAGCCACCACCAUCACCCGCCCCACCACAGCCCCUUCAAGCCGGACGCCACCUACCACACCAUGAAUACCAUCCCGUGCACGUCGGCUGCCUCCUCUUCGUCGGUGCCCAUCUCGCACCCGUCCGCGCUGGCGGGCACGCACCACCACCACCACCACCACCACCAUCACCACCAUCAGCCGCAUCAGGCGCUUGAGGGCGAGUUGCUGGAGCACCUGAGUCCCGGGCUAGCGCUGGGUGCCAUGGCGGGCCCCGACGGCGCCGUGGUGUCCACUCCAGCUCACGCGCCGCCCAUGGCUACCAUGAACCCCAUGCACCAAGCCGCUCUCAGCAUGGCCCACGCGCACGGGCUGCCCUCACACAUGGGCUGCAUGAGCGACGUGGACGCCGACCCCCGGGACCUGGAGGCGUUCGCCGAGCGCUUCAAGCAGCGGCGCAUCAAGCUGGGGGUGACCCAGGCCGAUGUGGGCUCCGCGCUGGCCAACCUCAAGAUCCCCGGCGUGGGCUCGCUCAGCCAGAGCACCAUCUGCAGGUUCGAGUCUCUCACGUUGUCUCACAACAAUAUGAUCGCGCUCAAACCCAUCCUGCAAGCGUGGCUAGAGGAGGCGGAGAAGUCUCACCGCGAGAAGCUCACCAAGCCGGAGCUCUUCAACGGCGCAGAGAAGAAGCGCAAGCGCACGUCCAUCGCGGCGCCGGAGAAGCGCUCGCUCGAAGCCUACUUCGCCAUCCAGCCGCGGCCCUCUUCCGAGAAGAUCGCCGCCAUCGCUGAGAAGCUGGACCUUAAGAAGAACGUGGUGCGCGUCUGGUUCUGCAACCAGAGGCAGAAACAGAAAAGAAUGAAAUAUUCCGCGGGCAUUUAG
Molecule: messenger RNA, 1227 nt
Organism: Balaenoptera ricei (Rice's whale)
Lineage: Eukaryota; Metazoa; Chordata; Mammalia; Artiodactyla; Balaenopteridae
Gene: POU4F2
Product: POU class 4 homeobox 2
Exons: 2
Coding region: 1-1227 (408 amino acids)
Biological process (GO): regulation of transcription by RNA polymerase II
Molecular function (GO): RNA polymerase II cis-regulatory region sequence-specific DNA binding; DNA-binding transcription factor activity, RNA polymerase II-specific
Source: RefSeq, a predicted model, not a curated record